Molecule: messenger RNA, 547 nt
Organism: Cyprinus carpio (common carp)
Lineage: Eukaryota; Metazoa; Chordata; Actinopteri; Cypriniformes; Cyprinidae
Product: neuromedin-U-like
Exons: 7
Coding region: 143-541 (132 amino acids)
Biological process (GO): regulation of smooth muscle contraction
Molecular function (GO): neuromedin U receptor binding
Source: RefSeq, a predicted model, not a curated record
UACAACGUGACGUACUUUGCAGGUCGAUUUACGAAGAGGGUGUGUAACUGCGAGAGUUCUUAAUGUUAGGAUGUAAGUCAGACUGAGAGAGCAAAGCACCAGACGAAGCUGCGCGAACUGACGGUCUGACGCGCACGAGAGCAUGAGGAGCAGCAGUCAGUGUGAACGCGGAGCAGCUCAGAGCGCGAUGAGGCCAGCGCACAACUCAGCCCUGAUGCUCGGGGUCCUCUUCAUCACCUUCAUACCCAUCACCACAAGUGCUCCAGUGCUCUUGAAUCCAUCUUCAAUAGAGCAUGAGCAGUUACUAACCCAGAUAACUGAUCUGUGCUCGUUCUACCUCUCUGCAGACCCAUCCUUUAGAGUGAGUAAUGUACUGGAGGACCUGUGUUUCCUAAUGCUGGGAUCACUGCAAAAAUCGAAGGAGAUUACAGCUCGAGAGACUAGCAAAAGAGAUGACCUUCAAGGGCCCGGACGGAUCCAGAGCAGAGGGUACUUCCUUUAUCGGCCACGAAAUGGAAGAAGAUCUGAUGAGUAUGUGUAAAAUGAU